UUUGUCGGGAAGGCGCGGCGCCUUUCGUCUCCGGGUUCUCCCGGGCCGGCUGGAGCCCGGCGGGACGGUCGUGAGCCAGGCGUAGGCCUCCCGGGGCCGGCCCGCCAGGUGCUGCGAGAAUGACCAUGGCCCAGGCCGGAGCGGUGGUGGUUGCCGCUACGGGAGUCCUUGUCUUCUUCCUGUAUGCCUCCAUCCACAAGGUUGAGGAGGGACACCUGGCCGUGUACUACAGGGGUGGUGCAUUGUUAACUAGUCCAAGUGGACCAGGCUACCACAUCAUGUUGCCCUUCAUCACCACGUUCAAAUCUGUGCAGACCACUCUGCAGACUGAUGAAGUGAAAAAUGUGCCUUGUGGAACAAGUGGCGGUGUUAUGAUCUACAUUGACCGAAUAGAAGUUGUGAACAAAUUGGCACCAUAUGCAGUGUACGAUAUUGUGAGAAAUUACACUGCGGACUAUGACAAGACCUUGAUCUUCAAUAAAAUUCAUCACGAGUUGAAUCAGUUCUGCAGUGCCCAUACUCUCCAGGAGGUUUACAUCGAGCUGUUUGAUCAGAUAGAUGAGAAUCUGAAGUUGGCCCUGCAAAAAGAUCUCAAUGUCAUGGCACCAGGUCUUACCAUCCAGGCUGUGCGUGUUACAAAACCUAAAAUCCCUGAAGCCAUCCGAAGGAAUUUUGAGCUAAUGGAGGCUGAGAAGACUAAGCUCCUCAUUGCAGCCCAGAAGCAGAAGGUAGUAGAGAAGGAGGCAGAGACAGACCGGAAGAAAGCGCUCAUUGAGGCGGAGAAGACUGCCCAGGUGGCCAGGAUUCACUAUCAACAGAAGAUUAUGGAGAAAGAAACAGAGAAGCGGAUUUCUGAGAUUGAAGAUGCUGCAUUCCUAGCAAGAGAGAAGGCAAAAGCAGAUGCGGAGUACUACACUGCUCAGAAGCUGGCUGACUCCAACAAGCUGAAACUUACCCCAGAGUAUCUGGAACUCAUGAAAUACCAGGCAAUAGCUGCGAACAGCAAGUUGUAUUUUGGCGACAGCAUCCCCAGUGUGUUUCUGGAUUCUUGUGCCUUUCAGCAAGCUGAUGUGAGGACUACCCAAGAAACCAACCUUCCUCCUCAGGAAAUCCAGGAGAGCCCUGCAGACAGCCACUUCAAAACAAAGGGAAAUACUGGCUGACAGAGGUGGAACAGAACCCAUUGUAGCUCAGCAGCUCUCCCAGUUGUGAAUGGGGAUGUUGCCCGAUGUUUGAUGGGGCAGAUGCAGCAUGUGCGUGGGCAUCCUGCCUAUAGUUGGCAGUUGGGUUGAUUUUUCUUCUAGUGAUGAAUUGCAAGCACUCUGCCUCUCUUGUUUCUUCCCUAUAAAAUUGGUGCUUCCAAAUGAGGGAAUAUCCUGUACUAACAAAUUUAUACUGGAAUAUUAAAGGACAGACACCAGGAAAGCCUUCCACAGCAGGUGCAGUUAUUUAGCAAACAUUAUCCUUGAGGUAGGAGAUGUGGCUUUUGAGUGCUGUAUGGCUGCACGCUAUUUCCUACUGCUCCUUGCUGAGACCAAGGAAAGAGUUUGCCUUCAUCUUGCUUGAUACAGCUUCAUUUUGUGGACUCCAUGCGUCAACGUGAUAUAAUUCUCUUCAAGGAUUCUGUGUUGGUCAGCCUCUGAUCCUCCUCUGAAAGAGAUCCAGCAAGGAGUUUGGUGUGGAAUAGAUUAUUUAAAUAGGAUCUGCAUAGCCAUAAUCUUUUCCAUUCCUGUAGGCAGUGAAACUAGAUAAUGACUCAGAGAAAGUACUUUCAGACAGGUUUCUGUAACACCCUCCUCCAAGCUAGAGCCCUGUGCUGGGUGUCCAUGGCUGGCUGCAGCGUGCUUUGCCUGGAUGACUGUACUGUAAGCCAGAAUUCAGAGUGCAUUGGAAAACUUCAUCUGCUUGGGAAGAGGGAGUCCAGCACUGUGAAAUCUGUUCAGACUGCAGCAUCCCUCUGGGUCUUUUCACCAUGGAAAGAAUGCUGAAUUUCCACUGCUUUGCCCUGCUGUGAAGUGAGAAGAGAUGGAAGAGCAACGAGAAAUGCAAGAGAGAAAUGCAAGACGUUGGGCCAGAGGGCAGGAGUCUUUGUGUUACCCUGCUCCUCAAACAUUCUGUUAAGUAUCACAGUGAGGCAGAGAAUCAGUGCCUGAUGUAGCCUGCCCAAGCCCAGUGCUGUCACGUGCUUGCUGUCCCACUUCUGUUGUUUCUUCUGCUCUGCCGCAGAUCCUGUUUGAUUCCUCCGCUGCAAAGCCAGGGAGACAUGUUUCCCAGUGAUGUAGCAAAGGUGAAUUUGUUCCUAUAAUCUGCUCUUCUAUUCCAUGUUCUGCUUUGCCCAUUUUUUCUGGGGUCUGUUUUUUGUGUUCUGUGACAAUCUCAGAAGAUGCUGGCAAGGACCUGAGCCAGAAAACUACGUCCCAGCUUGCAUUGCUGCCGCACUGCCUGCCUCUUAACCUGCUGCAGAGCCUCGCUCUCUUCCGUGUGCUUUGGAUACCCAGAUGUUCUUCCUGCUUCCCUGUCCCUGGCACCAUCUUACCUUAUGGCAAGAGGAAGAACUUGCUUCAAUGUUGAUUCAAUCCAGAAUCAACAGCUGGAACUUCACAUCUGCUAAUGAUUUCCCAAUCACUGUGUGCACAUCAGUCCUAUUUUUCCCUAUCCUGCAUGGCAUGUUUGACUUGAAGGUCUGCAGUGUCUCUCCUUGAGGAAAUUCAGUAACAUACAGUGCCUUACACUUUCUCAGCUCCUGCCUGACUGCCUCUCCUUCAUCUCUGGGAGAGAGCAGGGAUGUUUUGGCCCGUUCUUUCCUUCAGCUGUCUGCAGACUCCCAGUACCCAGAUGGCAGCAUGUUUUGUAGCUGUGGUGAUUGAAAUAUCUCCUGGAAGUAUUCCUGGAUUGACAGGAUCCCCUUUUUCCUGUGGGAAGGGCUGUGAGGAGCCAGUGGAGCCACAUCCCUGGCCUGCUAGCUUCUUGCUGUUUCUGGUUUGCAGCACUGACUUUACAGCAGAAAGGCAGCCUCUCCUUGCUGCAGCAGCAGCAGCCAUUGGGGUUGACUUUUAAAUACAAGCUUUUUGAGAUCAGAAGCAUUUGAUGGUGUUACAGACUCACCUACAGAUCUGCCACAUGCUGACAUCACGCUACAGGUGAGUUAUGCCAGCCUGGAGAUGCCAAGGAGCAGAGGCAGCAAGGAAUCCUGAGAAGCAAUACUAAGUCAUAACAACGAUCCCAUGUGGGGAGAAGGGAAGCUGGUGCAUAAGGUGGUGAGCCUUGGCAGCAUUGUCAACUCAUCUCCUGCCACUGCCCAUAUGGAGACUACCGCCUUGGAUAAAUGUCAUUCUGUGGCCAGAAGUCCUGCAGCAGUGCUGUGUGCAGGAACCUCUCCUGUUCUCAUCUGCUUGCUGCGCUGUUAGUCCCAGCAUCCUGAGCAGGUGUGAGGAGUGUGGUACUGCCUGUCUGCAGCUGGUAGCCAUGGCCUUGGCUCCUGGUCCGGGUUAUGAGAGCAGAGGGAACAUGCUUUUGAACUUGUUUUGCUCCUUUCUCCUUGCGUGCUCUUCUGACUAAGGGGGGGUUGCUACUGGAUCAGCAGCACCUUCUUGCAGGAAACGAUGCAUAUGUUCAAGUUUACAUGCACAGUGUUCUUUUGAUAAAAAAUAAAACUAUUUUGAUACCA
Messenger RNA from Lagopus leucura (white-tailed ptarmigan), 3667 nucleotides. It is a transcript of the gene ERLIN1, whose product is annotated as ER lipid raft associated 1. NCBI's taxonomy places the organism in Eukaryota, Metazoa, Chordata, Aves, Galliformes, Phasianidae. The record is from RefSeq and is a predicted model, not a curated record. Bases 120 to 1163 code for a protein of 347 amino acids. Gene Ontology annotation, biological process: SREBP signaling pathway. Gene Ontology annotation, cellular component: endoplasmic reticulum; endoplasmic reticulum membrane. Gene Ontology annotation, molecular function: cholesterol binding; ubiquitin protein ligase binding. The transcript has 12 exons.